Boleophthalmus pectinirostris (great blue-spotted mudskipper) is the source of this 2341-nucleotide messenger RNA. Its product is annotated as WD repeat-containing protein 37. The transcript has 14 exons. Bases 147 to 1622 code for a protein of 491 amino acids. NCBI's taxonomy places the organism in Eukaryota, Metazoa, Chordata, Actinopteri, Gobiiformes, Gobiidae. The record is from RefSeq and is a predicted model, not a curated record. Gene Ontology annotation, molecular function: protein binding. Gene Ontology annotation, cellular component: preribosome, large subunit precursor.
CUCCGGUGCGUUUCCGCUCACUCCCUCUCUGCAUUUUGGACAAAACGUGCCCAGCGCUAUGGAUUAUGUUCCAGAGAAUGACAUUUACUGCGCGAUACUGCACUAAAAACCUGUAACUCCGUUUUGAAAAUCCGGACUGAGGAGCCAUGCCUGUGGAGAGCAGCAGCAGCAGUGCAGCGCGUCAGGCCAAGCAGAAGAGGAAGUCCCACAGUCUGUCCAUCCGGAGGACCAACAGCACGGAGCAGGAGCGCAGGGAGCUCAUGGAGAGUCAGGACUCUAAGCUGCCUCUGUCCAUGCGCUCCAACCUCCUGGACCUGUUCAGCCAGAUCGAGAGGGAGUUUGAGAACCUCUACAUCGAGAACAUUGAACUGCGCAGAGAGAUCGAGACUCUGAACGACCGCCUCACCGCAGACGGACAAACCAUAGAGGGAUCAGACUUGACCAAAGGAGCUCUCAAAACUAAAGCCAGUCACAGCACAAGUCAACUCUCCCAAAAACUCAAGACCACGUACAAAGCCUCCACCAGCAAGAUCGUGUCCAGCUUCAAGGCCACCACCUCGCGGGCCGUCUGCCAGUUGCUGAGGGAGUUUGUCGGGCAUCGAGAUGGCAUCUGGGACGUCAGCAUCACGAAGACACAACCCGUCGUCAUGGGAACAGCUUCUGCAGACCACACUGCCAUGCUGUGGAGCAUUGAGACCGGGAAGAGUCUGCUCAAGUAUCUGGGCCACCAGGGGUCAGUCAACUCCAUCAAGUUCCACCCCACGGAGCAGAUGGCCCUCACAGCCUCUGGAGACCAAACGGCUCACAUCUGGAGGUUCAUGGUGCAACUGCCGACCCCUCAACCUGUCACAGACACCACUCAGACGUCUUGUGAGGAGGACGUGGAGUGCUCGGACAAAGACGAGGCCGACGCAGACGGGGAGGGGCCAAACGAGUGCCCGUGUGUGCGCGUGCCCACCACCACACUGCGCAGUCACCAGGGUGUGGUCAUAGCUGCGGACUGGCUGGUGGGGGGCAGGCAGGUGGUCACCGCGUCGUGGGACCGAGCGGCGAACCUGUACGACGUGGAGACCUCCGAGCUGGUGCACUCGCUCACUGGCCACGACCAGGAGCUGACCCACUGCUGCACCCACCCCACCCAGCGCCUGGUGGUCACAGCCUCCCGGGACACCACCUUCAGGCUGUGGGACUUCAGAGACCCGUCCAUCCACUCGGUCAACGUCUUCCAGGGACACACCGACACCGUCACCUCGGCCGUCUUCACAGUGGGAGAUAACGUGGUCUCCGGCAGUGACGACCGGACAGUCAAAGUGUGGGACCUGAAGAACAUGAGGUCGCCCAUGGCAACCAUUCGCACCGACUCGGCUGUCAACAGGAUCAGCGUGUCAGUCAACCAGAAGAUCAUCGCUCUCCCUCACGACAACCGGCAGGUGCGGCUGUUUGACAUGUCCGGAGUGCGGCUGGCUCGGCUCCCACGCACCAACCGACAGGGGCAUCGGCGCAUGGUGUGCUGCUCGGCCUGGUGCGAGGACAGCGCCCCCUGUAACCUGUUCACGUGCGGCUUCGACCGGCAGGCCAUCGGCUGGAACAUCAACAUCCCGGCUCUGCUGCAGGACAAGUGACCGAGCCGCCGCGCCGCCGCUCCAGGCCUGAGCACUGUGUCACGUGUGCGUUCAACAGAGAGAGAGGGGGAGCGAACCUUUAAGUAGUGCACUUUAAACACACGCCGCUGCUACGGUGGGAGGCUUUCAGAGCACAAACGCGAGAUGGGUGAGAAGCCCGGACCACUGCCACGACCACACCACUUUCUCUGUGUCCUGCAGAGGAGCUGGUCUGGUUUGAAGAAAGGACUCAAAGAAACGAUCUGUGACGUGUAACUGUUCGUAAACCACUAGAGGAAACCGCCACGUUAGACUUUUGGUUUGACCGACAGCACAGAGGGAGCAGCCGUUUGGAUUAUUUUGGUUAAAGAAAUGCCGACUUUGCCAAACUCUGCCCCCUGUGCUGUGAGUUGACUGUGAUGGGCGCACUGGCUCUUUUCAAACGUUCUUUAGGAUUUAGGAGACAACACUUCAUUAUCAUUCACAGAUUUUUCUUUUUUACCAUCAUGUUUAAAAACGGUGGCACAUUUUGUACAUUUCCUGGUGAAUGAUCAGUCACUUGUCUCAUGAACGUGUUGUAUUGCCUGGAAUGUUCUAUAUUAGCUUCUAUCUUUUUAUUUAUUGAAUUACAAAAUACUUAUCUGACCGGCCAUAUCCACACGCUUUGACCAAACUUUGCAAAAACGUUCAGUGUGUAUCUGGAGCUGUGUCGUGUCUCCCUGAUUUCAGAGUGCGUGCUC